AUGACGGCGGACGUUGAGCCUCAAGACCGUGAUAUGGUGGUGGAAUACGAUUCUGAGAAUAUGGAGAAGCAGCAAGAUGUCAAAGCCAGUCCGCAUUACCAGGAUGCUUUCGGAGACGAGGAGUUUGCAGAGGUCAAGUACAAGGUGUUGAACUGGUGGCAAUGUGGUUUCCUCAUGGUGUCCGAAACCGUCUCGCUAGGAAUUCUGUCCCUGCCGGCCGUCGUGGCCCAACUGGGUCUAGCUCCUGCAAUUGUCCUCUUAUUAGGCCUAGGUCUCAUGGCCACCUACACCGGCUAUGUGAUCGGGCAGUUCAAAUGGCGCUACCCGCACAUCCAUAGCAUGGCGGACGCCGGAGAGGUCCUCCUGGGCGCUUUUGGCCGUGAGCUGUUCGGAACGGGUCAAUUGCUUCUGAUCAUCUUUGUCUCUGCCAGUCACAUCCUGACUUUCAGCGUGGCUAUGAACACUAUUACGGAACACGGCACCUGCACGAUUGUGUUUGGGGUUGUUGGUCUCGUUCUGUCCUUUUUGCUCUGCUUGCCUCGGACAUUGUUGAAUGUUUCCUGGCUUUCUCUCGUGUCGUUUGUCAGUAUCCUGACAGCCGUCAUUAUUGCAAUGGUCGGCGUUGGUGUUGAAAGGCCAGGAAAGGGGAAUAUUCAAGCCACAGUCGAUACCAGUCUUUACGAAGCGUUCUUGGCUGUAUGCAACAUUGUCUUUUCAUUUUCCGGUCACGUUGCCUUUUUCAGUUUCAUGGCAGAACUGAAAGACCCCAAGGACUAUCCCAAAUCCUUGUGUCUUCUGCAAGGCAUCGACCUUGUUCUCUACAUCGUCGCCUCUGUGGUUAUCUACUGCUAUGCCGGCCAAGACGUGACAUCGCCCGCAUUGGGAUCAGCAAGUCCUAUUGUGCGCAAAGUUGCUUACGGCAUUGCGUUGCCUACUAUUGUCAUCGCCGGCGUCGUCAACGGCCACGUCGCGUGCAAGUACGUCUACGUCCGUAUCUUCCGCAACAGCGAUCGCAUACACAAGCGCGACUGGGUCGCAACCGGCUCCUGGAUCGCGAUUGGAGCAGCUGUGUGGUUGCUUGCGUGGAUUAUCGCCGAGGCGAUUCCGGUUUUCAAUAACCUGCUGAGUUUGAUCGCGUCGCUCUUCGCUAGUUGGUUUACUUGUAAGUCCCUUGGAACAUCGCAACUGUGGUCAGCGCUGACAUACGACAUAGACGGCUUCAGCGCGAUCUUCUGGCUCCACAUGAACAGAGGCCAAUACUUUGCAUCUCCAAUGAAGAUAUUCCUGACUUUUGCCAACAUCCUUAUUAUUGGAGUUGCAUGCUGCAUUUGCGGCCUCGGAUUGUACGCAUCAGGCAAAGCAUUGCAUGAUAAUCCCAGCAGUGCCAGUUUUUCAUGUGCAAAUAACGCAUAA
This is a messenger RNA of Aspergillus chevalieri, 1413 nucleotides long. RefSeq lists its product as uncharacterized. The coding region runs from base 1 to 1413 and encodes 470 amino acids. Gene Ontology annotation, cellular component: vacuolar membrane. The record is from RefSeq and is a predicted model, not a curated record. The transcript is spliced from 8 exons. NCBI's taxonomy places the organism in Eukaryota, Fungi, Ascomycota, Eurotiomycetes, Eurotiales, Aspergillaceae. Gene Ontology annotation, molecular function: amino acid transmembrane transporter activity. Gene Ontology annotation, biological process: amino acid transmembrane transport.